Molecule: messenger RNA, 4897 nt
Organism: Schistosoma bovis
Lineage: Eukaryota; Metazoa; Platyhelminthes; Trematoda; Strigeidida; Schistosomatidae
Source: the annotation of a GenBank genome assembly
CUUGUUGUGCUAAUGAGGUGUGGCAAUUUGCACAGAUGCAUAUAUGUGCCUGAUCCUGCAGUGUAGCUGACUGACUGGUUGACCAAACUGCGAAUAUUUAAGGUAGCGAUUUCGAAUAAUAUACUUAGCUUUGUAAUGAUUAUACAAGUUACUACAUCAUGUCCUAUCUCUUGAAAAAAGUCUUGUUAGCCGACUAAAACUGAUGGAACGGGACGAAAACUAUCAAGGUACAUGUGUCGCCGAGGGAACUUAUUCCUAAAAUGAACUUAGGGUGAACCAAAUUGAAAUAAACUAAUGCAAAUUUGUAAUUUUGUGUUGAAUAACCUUGUUAAUAAUCUUAUGUGAUUCAUAAGAAAGUAUUUGAACAGUUUUCUUAGUUUCUUAUUUCUUUUACUGUCAGUUUUUUUCUUUUCCUUUCGUUGAUUUUCCUGUUGGUUCUGGUAUAAAUUCCUUGCCGGUAGUGUAUAAAUACAUUUUGUAGGGUGCUACAUUGUCUGUGAUAUGACUAGAUUAAUAGAAUCAGAGAAAUAUGCGCACAGUCUCAUGAAAUUGCGUGGAUUUAAGUUAUCACUUAUUAACAUUAUCAGAAAUACUAGUGAACUAAAAAUACUGAGAAAAAACUUGACGGCCCAUUAGUCGAGCAAAUCAACUUAAUGAGAAGUACAGACAUGUUAAAUAUUAGUUAAAUAAUAGUGUGGAUACUUCUGAUCUAAUGUUAUCGAUUUCUAUGUUACCUUUCUUCUACCUGUUAGUUCUGGCCUUCGCGAGGAUCGUAUUCAGCAAGCCUUCUGUGUUGUAACACAAUUUAACAUAGUCUAAAUCUCAAGCUAUAUACUUUUUCUCUAUGUAUUCGAACUUUCCCUUUAUUAACUUCAUUCUUUGCUUGCUUUCUUGACCUUUUUCGGUGCUGUUCGUGAAUUGUCGAAACUCAAAGACUUAUGUUUCCCUUCCCAAAAAAUGUCUUGAAAGGUUGAUUCUGGAUAUGUAGCAUGAUGGUUUAAGUUCGAACAAAUUUCCGUUGUUGGCGUAAUAAAUGCUCAUAUAUUGUGUUAAAUAAGACAUAUAUUCUCUUCUGUUUGAAACUAUGAUAUUUUAUUUUUUCUUUCAGACAGCAAAUGGACUUCCUGGUGGAAAUAGAUGAUGAGUUGGACUAUAAUGAAGGUGAAUCACCUGUAACUUUCAAAAGAACCGGUACCAGUUACACAGGAGAUUUAAAGUCUUCACAGUUUCACGUUAAACCAGCUUAUCUAAGCGAUAAAGGCCGUCGUACUAUUGUUUCGCCCCGUGAAGAAGGAGAGGCUUAUUCAGAUGAUGAAAAUGAUUCUGGUAUGCCACCAGUUGAUUCAAAGCGUGAAUAUAACAGCAAACAAAUAACUCAUUUUGAUAAAGAAGAGGGUGAGGCAUCUAGUGAAGAGGACCGACGUUAUGAGAAUUCAAAGCGGGAAAAAUCAGGUUCCAGUAAAUAUCCUUCAGGGAAUACAAAUUUGACACUUGAGGAACAUCAAUAUCGGAACCGUUUACAUGAAAGAUAUGAACGACGUGAGCGUGAAAAGAAGAGAAUACGCGAUAACAUAGAUCCAGAGUCAAUGCAUGGGUCGAACCAACAUGGACGUCCAUUAUAUUACAAAGAAAAUUCUACCUCCAGCAGUGAAAGAGAAGGUGUCCACUCUAAUCCAAAAGUGGAAGACUCAGAAGUUAAUCGGAAGUAUCAGUCUUCGAAACAAUCGGAUUCAAAGCAGAGAGAUCGUAUAUUAGUGUCUACGGUUAAUCAAACAUUAGAAAAUUCACCUCAAGACAAUCGACAAUACAAAACAGCUUUACAAGUAGAACGCGAGGAAUAUGUGCUAAAAUAUGGUCAAAAUCAAUCAAGUUGUGUUACUGUAACUGAUAGAAUGAUUGAAUCGCAAACUAUUUAUACAGAUGAACUAAAUCCUUCACAAUCAGAGAUAAAUCGUAAAUCGAAAUCUAAAAAAUCUAAACGUGAUCGGAAAGAAAAAGAGCAGAAGAUGACAUCAAAAAGUCGAGAGGUGACAACAUUAAAAGUUAAAAAGGAAAGUAAGCAACGAAAAAUUCAAUCUGGUAAUAGUAGUAGUCAUUUAGACUACAAUACUUGGGAGUCAAUUCAAAAAUAUACCAAACUUCCAGAUCGUCAUCAUGGACCUCUCCAACAUAGUCGUUCAGGUUCAUUAGAUUCCAUAUCUUCCGCUUCAUCUCAACUGAGUAAAGUUUCUGCAUACACUGGUUGUUCAUCACACUCAUCACCUUUGGGAUAUCGUAAGUCAUCAACAUCAUUAACAAGUGGUCAACAACUUCGACGCUCUUCUCAAUCACCCAAUGAUCUUGAUGAAUCAUAUACCUAUUCUAAGAAACGUUAUCAUCGUGAAGCUAGAGAAACUGCUCCACCACCUGAAUCUACACGUCAUUAUAUUGGUCCAAAUCAAAUAUCGGUAAAAAUGAAACAUAAGCGUAAAGGUGACAAACGUGAAACAUCUGAAAGUAUUAAUUAUGGAGUAAAUUUGGCUAGUAAACGUGAAAAACUAUCACAAGACAAUGAAAAUCAUGAAUUACAAAUAGACGAUUCACAUACACACUCAACCACUGGACGCACCAAAAGUAAAAUGUCAAAAUCUCUUGGAACAGAAUCUAGUAAACAUAAAAAACACUCAUCUAAGAGUUCAAAAAUGAAAAACAAUCGAUCAACAAUGAGAAAGAUAUCAUCCACUUCAAAACUGGAAGGAGACUAUGAACAAAGUAGUCGCAAUCUCUAUAAGUUAGUAGUAAAUAAACCUGAAGGUGGUGAACAGUAUUCAGAAGAAAGUGACUCAGAUCCACACAAUAUCAAUGAUAAUAGCAAUAGUCGACGAAAUAAUCAUGACAUUAGUUAUAACAAGAUAGCAGAUAUUGAUAUCAAUGAGAAAGCUGGUGGAAAAUCUAAGGAAAUGAAUGUAUUAUUUCCUGCUGGAAAUAAAAUAAUUGGGAAUGAUAUAAAAGGUGAAUUUAAUAGACUACCACCUCCUCCACGUUAUCCGGGCUAUUCAGAAUCUUCAUCUGAAUGUGAAGAAGGUGGAGUACCCGAUAAUGGUUUUUUGGAUGAUGAUGAUGACGAUGUCAAUGAUCAUAAACUUGAUGAUGUUGAACUUCAUAAAGACGAUGAUGUUGUUAAUGAUGAUGAAAUCAGUUCCUUUAAGAAUAAACCACCUGGGAAGCCAUUCUAUUUCCCAUCUAUACAAGGUUGUAGAUCAGUAGAAGAAUUUGAAUGUCUCAAUCGUAUUGAAGAAGGCACUUAUGGUGUUGUCUAUCGAGCACGUGAUAAAAAAGUGAAUGAAAUUGUUGCAUUGAAACGUUUAAAAAUGGAGAAAGAACGUGAUGGUUUCCCAAUUACAUCAUUACGUGAAAUAAAUAUGUUAAUGAAAGCUCAACAUGAAAACAUUGUUACUGUACGUGAAGUAGUAGUUGGCAGUAAUAUGGAUAAAAUCUAUUUAGUUAUGGAUUAUGUUGAACAUGAUUUAAAAUCAUUAAUGGAGAUUAUGAAUGGUCCUUUCAGUGUUGGUGAAGUGAAAUGUUUACUUGUACAAUUACUAAGAGCAGUUAGUCAUCUACAUGAUAAUUGGAUAUUACAUCGAGAUUUAAAAACUUCAAAUCUUCUGUUAAGUCAUCAAGGAAUUUUAAAGGUAGGAGAUUUCGGCUUGGCUCGUGAAUAUGGCUCUCCAUUGAAACAUUAUACAGAAGUUGUUGUCACCUUAUGGUAUCGAGCACCGGAGCUGUUACUAGGUACCAAACAAUAUACUUGUCCAAUUGAUUUAUGGUCAGUUGGUUGUAUUUUCGCUGAAUUCUUGCUACAACGACCAUUAUUCCCUGGGAAAGGUGAAGUGGAUGAAUUAAAUAUUAUUUUUCGAGAUUUGGGCACACCAACAGAACGUAUUUGGCCAGGUGUAUCUCAGUUGCCUGGAAUUAAAAAAUGUGUUUUUACUGAAUAUCCGUAUAAUCAAUUAAGACGAAGAUUUACUGAAAAACAAAUAUCUGAUCAAGGUUUUGAUUUAUUGAAUAGUUUCCUUACAUAUUGUCCAGAUAAACGGAUUACCGCAGAAAAAGCACUUGUUCAUCCAUAUUUCAACGAACGUCCUCGUGCUAUCCAUCCAUCAAUGUUUCCAAGUUGGCCAGCAAAGUCUGAAGGUGGUGUUGCAGUGAAAAGAGCAUCACCUAGAGCACCUGCUGGUGGUGGUGCUCUGGCAGCGGCUGCAGCUGCUGUUGCUGCUGCCGCAGCAGCAGCGGCAUCAUCAUUGGCCACAACAAGUGGUAGUCGUGUAAGGUAUCAGCCUCCGGCGCCUCCUAUGGGAGGUCAACGGUUUUAUAGCAAUAUGUCGGAUUCACGUCCAGGUACAGCAAAUCAAGGAUCAGGUGAUGCUUUUACUACUAGUGGUGUAGAUAAAGGAUUCUUACUGCGUUUUUGAACUGUUCCUAUUGUUAGAAGUUCAGAUAUCCUCUCUUUCCCUCCCUCGCGUUCUCUAUAUCUCUCUUUGAUCCAAUUCCUUGUACAGAAAAGACUUAAAACUCUUGCUUUUGGAUUGUAACUUGUUCUCAAAAAAUGUAUAUGUAUUGUAUUAAAAAAACUUAUUUUGCCAUUUACUGUUUUCUUUUAUUAACUAACUACUUCUGUUUGAGUCGUAUAAUGUUAUGUUAUGGGUUAUUACAAAUUGUGUUUUAGAACUCCGGAUAAAUUUUGCUGUGUAUUGUUGUUUCUAUCGUAUAUGUUUGCGAGUGUAGAUAAUCGAUUUUAUUUAUCCUAACGGAAUUUAGCCCAAUUUUCUAUACAAUAAUCAUCCAUAUCAUGUGUAAAGAACUCUUCAUAUAAAGUGGUCUGAUUAAAACAUUUAAGCUAUCUGUUUUCCCAGUCUUC